GCGUCGUUGGCGGUCAUCAACUCGAGUUCGAAACGAACACUGCUCGGGGGGAGCUUUGCAAAGAUCGAACCCGAGAGGAUCUCCUCGAUAGAGAGCCGUCGACGCCGUUGGACGAGGUGGGACGACUACAAGACCCUCCUCUCGCUUACAGUAUGGCUUCUCCGCUGGGAGGAGUCCCCUGCUGAGUAGUCGAGUAGGCGCGUCAGUAUGGCUUCUCCGAUGGGAGGAGUCCCCUGCUGGGUAGUCGGGCUAAGCCAAUGACAGAGUGGACGACCUCAGGAUCCGGCUAUCUGUCAGUAUGGCCUCUGCGCUGGGAGGGGCCCCCUGCUGCGUAGUCGGACUGAGCGGAUGGUUAUCCGUCCUCAGAUGUACGGCGCUCGUACGAAAAGCUGUCCGUGCUCAUAUGUACGACAGCUCCCCGCGCGAGAAAGGGCCGCGAAUGAUAGCCCGGCUGCACUGGAGGUUCCAGACGGCUUGUCUCGCGGUCUGCGGCGGUUGCCUUGAUGGAUGUCGAAGGAUUGAUGCGGAUGACGGCGUGCUCGCUACGGGCGCCUGCUGUCAACCGUGCUUCCCUCCCCUCAUCUGCUUGUGUCUCUCGACGACCCAAACCGCUACAGACAUAGACCGUACGCAUCGGACGGCCUCCUGUACACUCCUUGGUCGAACACAGCAUCCCGCGCGCCCGGGCCAACAGAUAACGGCGGUCCCGUCCGACUGGGUGUCGGCGGCGCGUUCACCACAGCAGUCGCAAAGUCGCAAUCGCCAUACAGGCGGUCCGAGAGCGACGCGUGCGAUGCCCGACAAGGGCGAGCGACAGGCUACACUGCCUCCAUGGUCAACGAAGAUUGUCUGCGACAUGCCUGAGGCGACGCUUGCGACCAUCCUUGUGCGGGGCUUGCGCCGCGACUGGCUGCUGGAGGAAAAGGGGGGACUCGAGGAGACAUUAUACGUCUACUGUUAAGUGUGCAAUAUAUCUUCAUGUCUAUCCCUUGCGCGUGUCGUGUGAUGCUGCACAUUUAACACUCCCUACCGAGCGCAAUGCCUGGGCCAAAGCUCUACAUCGCGCAUGCGCUCGCGCGCGAGUCGCAUGGUCGCUCCGGUACAGCCAGCUUAUGACUCGAUGUGACUCACUCCUGACACGCCACCCCCUGUGGUCCUGUACAGUUGGUCCUGUACAGGCCCGCAGCCACUGUCAGCAGUCGCGAAUGCGUGUCUGUCGGUGGAAGCAUAUGUGGCUGAGCUGCCGCCGUGGGCCGCUCUGACGCUGUACCAAUCGCACGUUGACCCCCAUCUCACUGGCGGCGCG
This is a messenger RNA of Rhodofomes roseus, 1306 nucleotides long. RefSeq lists its product as uncharacterized. Lineage: Eukaryota; Fungi; Basidiomycota; Agaricomycetes; Polyporales; Fomitopsidaceae. Bases 299 to 961 code for a protein of 220 amino acids. The record is from RefSeq and is a predicted model, not a curated record. The transcript has a single exon.